Molecule: messenger RNA, 1398 nt
Organism: Schistocerca nitens (vagrant locust)
Lineage: Eukaryota; Metazoa; Arthropoda; Insecta; Orthoptera; Acrididae
Exons: 5
Coding region: 1-663 (220 amino acids)
Molecular function (GO): protein dimerization activity
Source: RefSeq, a predicted model, not a curated record
AUGCAACCUGGCAGUGUAACUUCGUCGGCGCAGGCGGUUGUUGUUUUUUGUGGGCAGCUGCGGCUGCGGCUGCGGCUGCGGCUGCCGCCCCCAUGCGGGGCAGGUGUGCCGGGUGUCGGAGGCGGCUGUCUGGACGAAGCGUAUGCGGGCGUCGCUACAGACAGCACAAGAGUCAGUAGGCCGACGGCGCCCGACGCGGAGGGCCGAGAGGGUUCGGAAGUAGGCCCUACACACAGCCGCUUGCAGUUGGCGGCGGGCGCCGUCGCGGUGGUCGACCCCGGUUGCGAGUUCUCAGCAAGCGGGCGCCGCGUCAGCAAGGUGAAGACGCUGCGACGCGCCAUCGAUUACAUCCGGCAGUUGCAGCUGCAGCUCCAGCUCCACGCCGCCGGCGAGUGCCUGCACCCUCAGCGUCCUGACGUUGACGACGACGUCUCUACGUCGCCGUGGACACGUAUCCCCGACUGCUGUGAAUUGCAGACGAGCGACAAAGAGAAUUCGACGUCGGGCCACCAGUUGCCGCCUCCGCAGCAGUGCCAGUAUACCGUUCCUCGGCAGGAGAACAGCGACACUGACAAGGUGUGCGCGACAGGGAACUACCUGCAAGGUCUCGACUGCGAUUUGGAUGGACUGCUGCGUGGCUGCUACCACCACCAACUCCUCUGACUGUUCCUGAAGACACAUCUCUGCCACUCGCCAGGGCUGCACGCUGAAAAGCGUACCCGAAGUCACCUAAGUGGACAUAUAGCUUUAGCAUCAGUGACGGUAGAGGCAGCAGGUCAUAUGAAGAGGACCGUGCGUGGGAAUACGUGAAGAAAGACGACGUUUCGUCAUAAAGCCAAGCGUGCUUAGCGUAUGCGGUAGAAGAGAAAACUUAGAACGUCAGAAAUAACGGAGAAGAUGAUCGCACACUCUUUUUGGAAAACUGCAGUUUGCGAUUAGGCUCUUAGUGUAUCUUUUAGGGACACGACAUUUUCGCUUCGCUAGUCACCGUGCCGCGCACAUCACCAUAUUUUGUCUUAGUUCGUCGGUAUAUAAACACUUCUAGGAGCGUUGAAUAUCUAGUCAUCAAGCGCUUGUCACAAGCCACGGUAUGUUUUCUAUUUAAAAGGCGUUUCACAGAUGUCUCACUUUCGCAAUGCCGGGUGGUUAAGAGACAGUCAGAACAGUACUUGAUGAGAACUUUAAGAAUACACAGAAUUUUUGUCUUCUGAUUUCUAGAGCGAGUGUCUCAGAACUUCCUAGUGUAGAAUGCAGAACUCGUCCCUUGAUUAAUGAAAAGCGCAAUUACUUUAACAGUUUAGUUAAUUACAGUGCAAAAUGCAUUUUGGAAUUGCUGAAAGUGUAAUUGGUAUCAGCAAUAAUGUUUGUAAAAGGAAGUAAGCGUGUGGCUUAGUGAUA